Molecule: messenger RNA, 405 nt
Organism: Necator americanus (New World hookworm)
Lineage: Eukaryota; Metazoa; Nematoda; Chromadorea; Rhabditida; Ancylostomatidae
Exons: 1
Coding region: 1-405 (134 amino acids)
Source: RefSeq, a predicted model, not a curated record
AUGCCGCUCUGUCUCACCUUCAUCGACUUAAAGAAGGCCUUCGACUCAGUUGAGACGGAAGCGGUCGUGGAAGCCUUGGACAACCAAGGCGUCCCUACUCAGUACAUAAUGGUACUUCGAGAGUUGUACAAUAACUUCACGACAAAAAUUUCGCCAUUCUACAAGAAUGUCAUCAUUGGCGUGAAGAGGGGAGUCCGACAGUGUGAUACAAUCUCACCCAAAAUAUUCACAGCCACCUUCGAGAACGCAAUGCGAAAGUUGCAAUGCGAAAACAAUGUGAAUGUGGUCAAUCGUGCUGGAUCCUUUCCGAAAUCCUGCUUACUGGCAUUGCUGUCCUUCAUCCAAGACGUUUUCAAUCCUAUUAAGGAUCACUCUUGUAAAGAGCUUGUAAACGACGGACAGUAA